This is a messenger RNA of Schistosoma mattheei, 2124 nucleotides long. The record is from the annotation of a GenBank genome assembly. NCBI's taxonomy places the organism in Eukaryota, Metazoa, Platyhelminthes, Trematoda, Strigeidida, Schistosomatidae.
AUGAGUGAUCUAAAGGAUAUGGACGGAAUUACAGAACAUUUCCAAGGCACUACGACACUUACCACAACUUUUGAAGGAGACCGAAUAGAUUCAGUUGAAGAUUAUAUUGUCGAUAAUACACAAAUGGAAAAAAAUCGGCAAUCAUCACCGUUUAUCGAACAUGAUAUAGAUGAAGAUGCACAAACUGUUGACGAAGAAGAAGGAGAAGUGGUAGAGGAUUAUGUGCACCAUGAUUAUGCAAGAGAGUCAAGCAACAUAAAGAAUGAUAAACAAGUUUUUCAAGAGAAAAUGAAAGAUAUUUUACAGGAAAUGAAAAUGAAAGAAAUUAUUCGUGAGAAAAAUGUUGAUACUAAUCUAAAACAAUCUAAUCCAUACCCAACGAGUAAUAGACCACUGACACCUGAAUCGAUUGAUCAAACGUUUGAUCAUUCAGGUGAUGAUAGUUAUAUGAAAGAUGAAGAGGUAAUUGACGAAGAGAUACAAGUGGAAGAGGUAAUUGACGAAGAGAAUAAAGUGACAAUGAGAGUCGAUGAUCGAGAAAGUUCUGUUCAAUAUGAAUUUGAACCAGAACCAGAGAAUGACAAAUUUAUUGAAACACAGACACAAACGAAAAAUGAUGAAUUUCAGUAUGAAGGACGAUUAUCAGAAAACAUCACGUAUAGAUCAGAAGAUUCGAAUUCACAAAGUCGUUUGAUUUAUAAUGAAGUUCCGGCUAUGAACUCUAAAACUAAUGAUAUAGUUAAUUUUGUUCAAGAACACGUACAAACUUUGAAAUUAAACGAAGAGCCGCAGGCUAAUGUUAAAUAUUCUGAACAGUCUAAACAUUGUCACGUACCGACUUUCUAUAAUGAAGCAAUAGUUGAUCAUGCAGAUAGAACAUUACCAAUUUCAUCUAUUUCUCCGACACUGACAGUUGUACAAACAUCAUCUCAAAACUCGACAAAUUCUAGAUCUCGUUCAAUUAGACCAAUAUAUCAAAGUUCAGUAACUCUGUCUAAUCACAAUCAAUCAACUCCUCAUAAUUCUAAAUCAGUUAUGCAUUAUCCUGUUCGUAGAACAUAUUCACCAAGAGAAGAACCCACGAGUCCAACAAGAACUGCAAUUCAUAUUGGAUCACAAGUAAUAUCAGAACAAAGUGGACCAUCGUUUACAAUAUUCUUAAGACGUCCAAACAGUGAACGCCAUUGGGGCUUUUCAUUUUAUGGUGGAGCAGAAUAUGGAUGUCCACCGUUUGUAAACAAAGUGACCUCAAAUGGAUUAGCCAAUCAAGCGGGCUUAGAGGUUGGUGACGUUAUAGUAAGCAUUUGUAAUUCCUUAACAGUUGGCAAGACGUACGAACAAGUCAAGGCGGAGAUUUUACGGGCUGGCAAUGAAUUAGAUCUUAUAUUAAUCAGACGAGGUGUAGACUUAAGUAAAGUUGCACAGAUUGCUCCACAUAUAAUGACUACAUCAUCUUUUGGUCAUCAAUCAUCAGUUGAUUCGGAUAGUAGUAGUCAGAGAAAGUUAUCAACAAGAUCAUUAACACGAGGUCGAUCAUUCCGCCCGAUUCAAACAAAAUCGUUCCGUAUUUUAGAACAACAGCUUAGUAUUAGUGAAAGCACCGGUAAUCCAGUUGUUAAACCUAGACAAAACGUCAAUGAACUACGUAUUAUAACCUCACCUAGCUAUAGUACUACAUUUACUAAACCCUAUGGACAAAAUAUAAACAGUCAAGGAUUUAUUACUGAUGUUCGAAAUAAACCACAACAAAUACAUCACGUAACAACGUCAACAACAUUUAUACAUCCUAAAUCCAAUCAGAACUAUAAUCAACCGCAAUCCAAUUCAUAUGACUAUAGUCAUACAGCGAGUAAUGUUUCUCCAAGUCGGUGGGUAACUACUCAACCUAUUCGAAUAUCAAAUACAGUAAAUACUAAUAAUAUGAACAAUGUUAAUUGUCAGUUAUACCAACGAAAUGAAAAUGUCAACUGGGUAAAGGCUACUCCAUCUAAUCUACAUUCUCAAAGUGAUUUGUAUAAUCAAAGUACUUAUAUAACAAACAGUUACACUGAACAGAGAGAUUCAUCAAGUACUAGAUCUGUUCCAAUCUAUUCUACUUCAUAUUCACCCUAUAGACAACUAUAA